Molecule: messenger RNA, 4841 nt
Organism: Zingiber officinale
Lineage: Eukaryota; Viridiplantae; Streptophyta; Magnoliopsida; Zingiberales; Zingiberaceae
Exons: 9
Coding region: 346-4392 (1348 amino acids)
Biological process (GO): regulation of DNA-templated transcription
Cellular component (GO): nucleus
Molecular function (GO): transcription coregulator activity
Source: RefSeq, a predicted model, not a curated record
UGCGGAUGUGCCUCCGCCUCCUCCUCCGGACGAGCAACGAAAAACUCGAGCCCUCCGCUGUUUUUCGCCGCCGGCUCCUUGCUGCACCUCCCAAUCUCUUCCCCCGUUCUCCCCUUUUACCGCCUCUGGAUCCACCACCCCUGUUCCCUUCGCACUCUCCCUCCUCUUCCGCUCGUAAUCUCACCUGUCUGAGGAGGAGAAAAUCGUCACACGUCGUGGUUAAUCUGGUCGACUAAACUGUGCGGGCGCUCAGAAAUCGGGCGAAAGCUGUUCCCACGGAUUUCCCGAGAGAACCGAACAGGAAAACUGCUGGUGGAUAGUCAAUCUUCUAUCGCCAAUUUGUUGAUGGAUGACAAUGUGAAUAUGGAAGUUGAAGAAGAUGAGGAUGAAGAUGAUGUGGACUUCAAUCCCACACGUAGAGGUGAAACUCUGUCAGAAGCCUCAUCUGGCUUAAGUUCAAACAAUGAAUGCCAUGGUGAUGAUGUUAGUGAAGACUGCGCAAGUUCUUUAAAGCAUCACGAUGAUGGUGCAUCAGCUAGCACUCUCUGCUACAAUCUACAGUCUGGUGCUGAAGAUGAAAAGAGGGUCAUGUGCAACCAACUGGUGGAUCGAUACUUAACUGAGAAGAAUGAUACUGUUUUAGAAAAGCCUAAGCCUAAUCAAUCAGAUAUGCCAACGAGUAAGGCAAAUGAAUCAGGUUGUCUUGAAGGAAGUAAUUACAACGUCGCACCUGAGAAAGAAAAGGCUGUUGCUGAAGAACUGAGCAGAGAAGAGUUGCAACAAACCGGUAUGAGUUCUUCACAUCCAUUAAUAUCCAAGAGACCAGCUAUUGAGAUAGAUGAUGAAGAUGCAAUUUGCAAGCGCACUAGAGCCCGCCAUUCUCUAGCAAAUUAUACACUAGAAGAAUUGGAGGAUUUUCUUCAGGAAUCUGAUGAUAAUGAUGACUUUCAAAAUGUCAACGAGGAAGAGGAGUACCGUAAGUUUCUUGCGGCUGUUUUGCUAGAAGGAGAUGAUAACGGACAGAUGGGACAUGAUGAUGAAAUUUUGGAUGAUGAUGAUGAAGAUGAUGUUGACUUUGCAAUAGAAAUUGAGGAGGCACUAGAAAGUGAUGUUGAGGAAAGCUUUGACGAUGACAAGAGGGCAGCUGACCAAAUUGAGGAAAACACUCAUCGACCAGAAACUCGGCAGAAGAAACGGUUGAGGGAGACUGCUGAAAAGAAGAAAUACUUUAUGGGGCUGGAGAAGAUACCACUUCGCCCUAUUUUACCAUAUAUCUCAAAUGGACAAAUAGCUCCAGUGCCUACCCUUGCAUUGCAUUUCCCUUCUCCUGAAACCUUCUCAUGUUCAUUUUCCCCUUCUGGGGUUGAAUCAUCCCAUGGUUUUACAUUUCAACAAUUAGGACAGCUAUACUGUCAGAUACAUGAGCAUAUUCAACUCCUUAUACAGAUAUUCUCUGUUAGUGUGCUUGAACCUUCCCGCCAAAAGGUAGUGAUGGACAUUCAAGAGUUGAUCAUGGAGAUGAUUGCCAGACAUGAAGAAGCAUUGGCUUGGAGAAAAAUACCACAUGAUGUAUCCUGUUUUCAGCCCACUUAUCUCCGCGCAUCAGUGCAGAUUGAUUCUUGUGGGAGUUCUGAAUUUUCUCACUGGAUUCCUUCCAUAGAUAAUCCCAUAUUUUCCAUUUUUGAUGUUGCUCCCCUUAGGAUGGUUAAGAGUUAUAUGGCUGAUGUUUCAUCUACUGUUUCAAGGUAUAGACAAAGUCAUUUGGAGGACCCACUUGAUAAGAAUCACUUAAAAAGGGAACCUCUUUUCCCAAUUCCUGUGCAUACCUCUCAGAUGGGAACAGAGGACUCUUUUAUUGGUGAGUCAAGUGCUAUGUCCUCAAGGAGCACUUCUACACUUUCAGCUGGUCAAUUACCACCCAGAAAGUCUUUAGCAGCUACACUUGUGGAAAAUACCAAGAAGCAAACAGUUGCUCUUGUUCCUGCGGACAUUGCCAAAUUAGCACAGAGGUUUUAUCCUCUAUUUAAUUUAUCUUUAUUUCCUCACAAGCCUCCCAUUGCAGCUGUUGCUAAUCGCGUGCUCUUCACUGAUGCAGAAGAUGGAUUAUUAGCAAUGGGGCUGAUGAAAUACAACAGUGACUGGGAAUCCAUACAAAAGCAUUUUCUACCUUGUAAAUCGAAGCAUCAGAUAUUUGUGAGGCAAAAAAAUCGCAGUUCUUCUAAGGCACCUGAUAAUCCAAUCAAGGCUGUGCGGCGGAUGAAGACCUCUGAGUUGACUGCAGAUGAGAAAGCCCGCAUCCAUGAGGGACUCAAACUUUUUAAACAGGACUGGUUGUCUGUUUGGAAAUUUUUUGUUCCACAUAGGGAUCCUUCUUUGCUACCACGGCAAUGGAGAAUUGCUACUGGAACUCAGAAGUCUUACAGAAAAAGUGAAGCUAUCAAAGAAAAAAGGAGAUUGUAUGAAGCAAAACGAAGAAAAUUGAAGGCUUCAAUGAACGAUAAGCAUGCAGCAGCUGAAAAGGAGUCUGAUGAUAAUGAAGAUGAUAAUAGUGGAGAAGACAUGGACAAUGAAAAUGAAGCUUAUGUACAUGAAGCAUUUCUGGCGGACUCGGAAACUGGGUGCUCUAACAGCAUGCCGUAUGAGAUUUCUCCUUCAGGCUUUUGCAGGAGUAGCAUACAGUUUACUAACAUGGUGCUCUAUGAUGGUGCCUAUGCUAGUGGGAAAUCUGCUUCCAAUUCAGAAAAGCCCACAGGAAUCAUGAAUCCAUUAUCUAAUUGUGGUGAUCUCAGAUACACUUCAUCAAACAAUCUACAGUUCAAUAACCAUUCUCUUAUUUCAAACCUUGGGGCACCGCAAAGUCACUUGGGAUCCUUACAUGGUCCAGGGCGGAAAUUCAAAGGUGCACGGGUGGUCAAGUUGGCACCUGGCUUGCCUCCUAUAAAUCUUCCUCCUUCGGUUCGUGUCAUAUCUCAGUCAACGCUCCAAAAUCAUCCUAAUGGUUCUUCGCAUUCUCAUAUAAGUAAGAAUGGCAGUAUGAAGGCAUCAAAGUCUCCUGGAGCUGUGAAAGGAGAAAGUAAUGUAACAUUGCUAGGAGAAAAAUCAAAUAUGAUACUGGGAGAUUGUUUAGAAGCUAGACAUCGGCGAGAUGGAUCUGCUUCAGAUCAAUCUGUCACUGAAGAAAAUGUCUCCCAAGCAGAUCUUCAUAUGCAUCCAUUGCUAUUUCAUGCAUCUGAAGAUCGGUUUCCAUCAUAUUACUCGAUGAACAGAUACCCUAUUGCUUCUAGUACUUAUCUCCUUGGCUGUCAAAUUCAGAAAGACUCCAUGUUCUCAAAGUCUGAACAUUUAGUUGCAACGACAGACAAUAACAGUCAAAUUCAAAUUUCUAGAGAAGCACCAGUAGAUUUAUUUUCAGUGGACUUCCAUCCACUUCUGCAGAAAGCUGGUGAUGCAAGUGCUGGUCUUGAUAUUGAAUCUUCAGCUGGCCAUUCAUCUAGCAGGCUCCUCAAUGAAUCUCAUUGUGAACUGAGAGAACAUUUGGUUGGUAACGGACAACUUCCAGCUGGUGGAGCAUCUCCAGGCCAUCAGGAAAAGGAAAACAACCUUGAUUUGAACAUACACCUGUAUUCAGUGUCAGAAACAGAAAAGACAAGAAAGGCUAGAGAUGCUAGUUUGCUUCAAUAUGAUGAGCUAGGAAGUGCAAGGACACAGUCUGCGGCAAUGCAGAAAGGCUCAGAUGUGGACAUGUCAAUCCACCUCUAUAACAAAAAAAGUUCUGAAGUUGCAGCUUCACCUGAUACUUUAGUCCGUUCAAGAGGAUGCUGUGGAAAAGACGUCAAGUCACUACGAGUCACACGGGUAUCUGAUGUUUCUCGAGUCCAGUGCACAAAUGAUUUAGAUGAAUCUAAUUUAGAUAUCAUAAUGGAGCAUGAAGAAUUAAGUGACUCAGAUGAUGAAAGUGCAAAUGUUGAGUUUGAAUGCGAAGAAAUCGAUGACUCAGAAGAGGAUGAAUCUGAAUAUGUUCGACCUAGAGAAACCCCUAGUAAGGAACUUUUAGCUUCUGCUCCAGUGUGGGACAAUGACCAAGGCAACUGUAACUUGGAUCAUUCAUAUCAACCAAUGUCGGUAAGACAAGAAACAGUUGAUCAGGCUAUAAAACAGCCUGGCUUAGGAUGGUCAUGCCAAAAUCUACUCAAUACGGAAGCAUCACAGGUAUCAUCCAAACAAGAAAGUCCGAAAAGAGACACGUCCAGAAGCUUACAAACUGUACUUCAUUCUCCUCGACAAUUAAAGAAAGCUCGAAAUCCAAAGAGCUCUAAAGUUCAACUAGUAGGAGCAAUGCAAGACAAUGAUUGCAAGACUAUUUCGUCAAAAAAACGUUCAGCUUGUAAAUAAUUCUUUAUAAAUCUCUAGUUGCUGGUGUCACGUGUUUUGCUGCCAAGUCUGUGAAAUGGUACUCCAUGGUGCAAUAGCUGCCUGUCUGUCUACCUUUCGAUAACUGCCUUGCAGCCUGAAACUGCACUGUAGUAGUAACCAGAGAAAUAUUGGUUAGUUGUUUUGUAGGAUCUUCUCAUGAGUAGUAAUAAAGUCACUUGCAUAGCAUAUCAGGGGAAUCAAGACUGUUGAAAUACAUAAUAAUUACUCUGAUUUCGCCUUUGUUUUCCUGGCAGCCAGUGCAUCUUUGAACUCAUUGUAUAUGAUCAACUGGCCUUGUAAUUCAGCAACUCGAAAAGAUGGCCUAGACUUAUCAGAAAUCAUAGACUUUAUUUAAGUAAUAGUUAUACUCAAUGACUUGUAGAGAUGAAAAUACUUGGUCAUAUAUGUCAAUUCUAUUUCAUUAAUCA